AUGUAUAUUCCUAGAGACCAAAUUGUUAACAUAUCCAAAAGAUCAGUAGCCAAAGUCGUUAUUCCGGUAGUACUUGUUAUUGGAGUAGCAAUAUUCACUGGAUGUGUUGUAUACAACGCUUUUCAUUUACCAAAACGGAGAGGUCUUAAACCACCACCAUUUGAUGAUAUUGAUGAAGCAAAUGGUGAUGUACCACUCCCAGUAUAUCCCUCAGAAUCAAUUCCAGCAAAUUCAACAAAUCCUAUUGAUGCUACGAACCCUGUUGACGGUACUCCUCAAUUUGCUUUUAGUCCACCCAAUGAACCACCUCCAGCUUAUCAAAGGCCCAAUGAAUAG
This is a messenger RNA of Scheffersomyces coipomensis, 336 nucleotides long. RefSeq lists its product as uncharacterized. The transcript has a single exon. NCBI's taxonomy places the organism in Eukaryota, Fungi, Ascomycota, Pichiomycetes, Serinales, Debaryomycetaceae. Bases 1 to 336 code for a protein of 111 amino acids. The record is from RefSeq and is a predicted model, not a curated record.